CUAUUUUCUCUCCAUUAAGUCUUCUCUAACAAGUUUUCUUCCCUCUCUACUCACCAACCGAGUCACAACUCACUGAGUCUAAAUCCGAUCUAGCAAAAAAUGGGAAUUUGCAGUUCAUGUGAAUCAACAUCAAUCGCUACAGCGAAAUUGAUUCUACAAGACGGAAGAUUACAGGAGUUUCCAUAUCCAGUAAAAGCAUCAUACCUUUUACAAAAAGAUCCGUCAAUAUUCAUAUGUAAUUCCGACGAAAUGGAUUUCGGAAACGUCGUUUCCGCUAUCAGUGCUGAUGAAGAGCUUCAACCUGGUCAACUCUACUUUGCUUUACCAUUGAGCAAUUUGAAACGUAGACUUAAAGCUGAGGAAAUGGCAGCAUUAGCUGUUAAAGCUAGUUCUGCAUUGAACAAUUGUGGUACUGAGAAAUACGGUUGUCGUCGUAAAACCUCUGAAUUUUUGGUGGAAAAGGUGAAAGGUGGAGAUGAUAAUAAUAAUAAUAAUGGUUCAACGGCGGCGGAGUUGAGAAGAGCAAGGAGUAGUAGUGGUGGUGGUAGUGGUAGGAGAGGGGGAAAGUUUACGGCGAGGUUAAGUUCAAUACCGGAAUAGAGUUAAGUUUUUUUUUUUUUUUUUUUUUCAUUUGUGGGGAAAGUUGAACAGACUGUUCAUUUUAUUUUUUUCUAUUUUUGUGAAUAUGGUAGAAAGUUAGUUGAGGUUAAUAUUCAAGAUCUGCUCUAUGAUUAGUGGGUGGUUCAAAAUUCGGCAUCUAUUUUUUCCCUUUUUAGAAUAUGGUAGGGUCUAUAUCGGCCAUAUGAUCAAGUACUUUAAUUCACAAUUUUACCUCUAGCUCCAUGAGUUUGAUAAAGGAAUGUUGGAUUCAAAUCAUGAUUUAUCAUUAAUUCCUACAACUUUAACA
Molecule: messenger RNA, 907 nt
Organism: Capsicum annuum
Lineage: Eukaryota; Viridiplantae; Streptophyta; Magnoliopsida; Solanales; Solanaceae
Exons: 1
Coding region: 100-600 (166 amino acids)
Source: RefSeq, a predicted model, not a curated record